AUUAUAUUUAUGGAGAUACUUACCUUCUUUUCUAAUAACAUGCUACUUACUUUUUCCACCUGUCUAUUUCAAAUCACCUUCCAUAUACCUUUUUUAGUUGAACUCACUGGUUUCUUGCCUAUGUAACAACCUACCUCAGAAAAGGUGCAUUAAUGUGAGACAUAACAACCACAGUAUGCAUAUGCUUUGAAGGAACCUAUCUUUAUAAACCUCAUCAUACAGCUCUCUAAUUCCACUAGAACUCUACAAGGUCAUUCCUAACUUCUCCAUCCUCUUUUUGUACUGUUAAGUACCAAACUAGCACACAAAUACUUCUUCUUUGGUCUUUCGCCGAAAUGGUCAGAAGAAAAUCACACCUUACUUUACUGGUUACAUUUAUUUUUCUUUCAUACCUUGCAAAUACUAGCCAAUUGGUAUUUGCAAAAGAGAAAGACAAUGUAAAAGAUGCUUGCAAAGUAACUAGGUAUCAAAACCUUUGCAAGCGCUCGCUAGCACCGUUCUCUAACAGUGCUGGAAGAAGCCCCAGCAAGUGGGCAAGGGCAGGAGUUUCAGUUACAAUCGGCGAGGUUGAGCAUGUUCAAACAUAUCUGGCAAACUUAAAGAGACACGGGCAUUUAAGAGGAAGAAACAAAGUUGCGCUUUUAGAUUGUGUUGAGACUUUUGCAGAUGCCCUUGAUGAGCUUCAUAGGUCACUGAAUGUGCUCAGAAGACUUAGCAGAAACACAUUUGGUACACAAAUGGGGGACCUUAAUUCAUGGAUAAGUGCAGCACUCACAAAUCAAGAUACUUGCCUCGAUGGAUUUCAAGGCGAAAACGGUAGGAAAAUUAAAUUGCUGCGAAAUAAGGUUGUACAAGUCUAUUAUAUAACCAGUAACGCUCUAGCUCUCGUCAACAAACUUGCCACUACAGGACUAGGAAGCAUUUCUGAUCCAUAGAAGUUAUAAAUAAGAUGUUUCUUCAAGGAGCUAUAAUAAGCUUAUAAGUUGUUAAUAGGUUAGUGAUAGUCCUCUCAGCAAAAGAAAACAAAUGGUGCAGACACUCCAUAUGCAUGCUGCUAGCUAUUUUGAGUCUUCUGCUAUUGGUAUUUCGUAAAUCCUAUAGGUGUUUAUUGUUGAAUAAUUCGUUGUGAUCAAUUUGUACUAUGAUGGUGCUUGCUCUUUGUAAUUAUCAUUCAUGUUAUACAAUCCUAAGCAAGGUUGUUAAAAUUGUACAAUUUCACGAGUCUAAGUAUCAAUUUCAAAUUGACUCGGUUGUUAAUUCAAAUUUUAGUAAACUCGAAAACGAAACCGAGUUUACUCGGCUAGACUCAUAGUGAAUUCAAUAACCGAGUUUAUCUUUUUCCUUCAUCUUCA
Trifolium pratense (red clover) is the source of this 1352-nucleotide messenger RNA. RefSeq names its product pectinesterase inhibitor 6-like. Bases 336 to 935 code for a protein of 199 amino acids. The record is from RefSeq and is a predicted model, not a curated record. Gene Ontology annotation, biological process: negative regulation of catalytic activity. Lineage: Eukaryota; Viridiplantae; Streptophyta; Magnoliopsida; Fabales; Fabaceae. Gene Ontology annotation, molecular function: enzyme inhibitor activity. The transcript has a single exon.